Poeciliopsis prolifica (blackstripe livebearer) is the source of this 996-nucleotide messenger RNA. Its product is annotated as formin-binding protein 1-like. Lineage: Eukaryota; Metazoa; Chordata; Actinopteri; Cyprinodontiformes; Poeciliidae. The transcript is spliced from 6 exons. The record is from RefSeq and is a predicted model, not a curated record. The coding region runs from base 406 to 996 and encodes 196 amino acids.
ACGCCUGAUGGAGCAUUAAGCCUGAACGCUACUGGCAGCCAGGGACUCAUAUUCAUUCGGUUGUUGAGUGAACCAGCCAGGCUUUGGAUCUUUCCCUUCACUCCCGUUUUUUUUUUUUUUUUUCCUUUUACUCCUUCCAGAAAAUCGGGAAUUAUUUGAACCGGCUCCUUUUUUACUGUGUGUGGAAGGUUGCAGGGUGGGGAGGGAGUCAGGAGACUUUGUUCCCAACCUCGGCACGCUCCUGCUGAUCUGCACUUGCUCCCACUUGGGAUACCCAGACAAAGGUCCCGCGGAUGACCUCUCCAAACUAACUUUAGCUUUUCACCUCAUUCACUCGGAGGGUGGUGAAUUGAAUGGGCAUUUUCCAGAGUUUGGAUGUUUCCACGCUGAGAGCCACCGGAUAAGAUGGUGCCCCUGCAGAAAAGGGAUCAGUUUGAAAACUUGGAGAAGCACACGCAGUGGGGAAUCGAGUUUGUGGAGAAGUACAACAAAUUUGUGAAGGAGCGAUCGGAGAUCGAAAUCAACUAUGCAAAGCAAAUUAGGAAUCUUUCAAAGAAAUAUCAACCCAAGAAGAACUCGAGGGAAGAAGAAGAGAGCAAGUACAGCUUCUGUCGAGCCUUCUUCACGACCCUUAACGAGCUGAACGACUACGCGGGUCAGCACGAGGUCAUAGCGGAGAACUUGACCUCCCAAAUCUUUGUUGAGCUUACGCGCUACCUGCAGGAGCUCAAGGCUGAGAGAAAAACGCAUUUCCAUGAUGGACGCAAAGCACAGCAGUACAUUGAAAGCUCGUGGAAGCAGCUGGAAUCGUGUAAAAGAAGGUUUGAGAGAGACUGCAAAGAGGCAGACAGAGCACAACAAUACUUUGAGAAGAUGGAUGCUGACAUUAACGUGACUAAAGCUGAUGUGGAAAAGGUAUGUGUCCUCAAGUCAAGCUGGGUUCCUCUGAGCCCUUCAUUUUUUUUUUUUUGGCCAGUUUUAACCUCCCAACCCUAA